UUGGGACACAAGAGAGUGAGCGCAACAUGGGGAUUUCGGCUUUAUAUCCUCCAGGCUGUCAAUGUGCUUUUGGUCUUUUAAAGAAGAGUGAAUUUUGUCAUUUUUACUGCAGCAGGAUAUCUCUAAACACCACAACAUCUGCAUCUAGGCGGAUGUCUUCUGAACAAAAGGAUGGGAAGCUGUUCACCGAAGCCUGAGGCCUUGCCUUCUGAAGAGCAUAAUUGGAUACAGACAGUCACGCUUUCACACAGUAAAGGAAAUUAUUCUAUUUUUUGUUAUUGCUUCUUGUUUACUCAUGAAUUCAAAGUAAACUCAGGUGACAAACAUCAGACAUAAGGAAGCAAAAUUCAGUUCCGCCACUGUUGACAGAAGAAGUAAUGAGGCCGUCUGAAAGGAACGUAAAGCAUUUGUUUCAGCAUCAAAAUGUCACUGCUGACCUUUUGUCCCAGGGAAAAGAAACAUAUUGACAGGGAUGAUAACAAGGGCACUGAGGGAUUCCAGGACUUCUCCAAAUGUCCUGCUUGUAACAGAGAUAAUGAGGAGAUCCUAAUCCUGCCGUGUUCUCAUACCAUGUGUGUUCACUGUAUAAAAAGGGAAGGAGAGAAGAGGUCAGCUCAGUCUCCCCGUUAUGAUGUGAGCCCACGUGCCUGCUCAGUGUUGUGUCCAUUAUGUAUGUAUGACGUGGAGCUGCCAUGCAGGAUGUGGUCAACAGCUCCAUUCUGUCUCCCAAAAUAUCCUUCUCUUAAGUCUGAAUGUGUCUCACGUGAGGACACAUCGGUACCACACCAACCACCACCUUCAAGCAUGCACGGACGCUCCAAUGCUGUGACUGCACAGGAAGUGACAACACAAUGUUCCAGUGCGUGCAGCUUCACUGUAUCACCAGCUGAGGGCGAUGUAGAACUACAGGAGGAGGCGAUGGAGCGGUCUGUUUUUGGUUUACAUUUCUCUCUGGACCCAGUAACAGCCCACCCUUCCGUCCAUCUGUCCAACUCCUCCCUCACCGUGACUUACCAAAAAGAUAUCUCUCCUGAUCUGCUUCCAAAAAAUGUCAAGAGAGUAAUGAUGACCUCUGACCCUCGGGUGAUGGCUUACCUCCCUCAAGUUUAUGCUAAUGUUGUCAUUGCACACGGGCAGUAUUACUGGGAAGUGGAGGUCUGCAACAGUUCUCUCUACAAAAUUGGUGUGAGCUCUCCGGACGGUCGUGAAGGCUGGUUUGUGGAAAGACAGGGUUUGUUGUUUUUUACUGUUUAUGAUGGAAGACGGGAAUUGCUCAACAUAGUCCCACCUCAGAUCAAAACCAUUGGACUCUUUCUUAAUUUUGGAGGAGGUGCUCUGAGCUUCCAUAACCCUGUGACCCAGGAGCACCUUGUCACCCUACCUACCCGCUUUAAUCCGCUAGGAGUGUUGCCAACUGUGGGCCUCGCUCAAGGUUGGCUACGUUUGCGUUGCGGCCUUCCCCCUCCUCUCCAUGUUUUCCUCAGUAAAAACUCAGCCUUUAGAGGGCCCUGUGGAUCUGGUAGAGGCCGGGGGCGGAGGGAUAUUUCCUUCCAGUCAGUACGGAAAGUUAUACAGAAGUUUGAGGAGAUGUCAGCUACGAAUAUUGCUGUAAAAUCUUGUUUUGGACCACCCUGCUCCUGAGGCUUCUGUGGUACAAAUCUCUCUGGGCACACAGGACAGGAAACAGGCAGAAGACAAUUCUACUCCAUAAUGGAGACAUCCAUUGACAGACUCACAAAUCCUCAGAAAGGUUUGAUCAAUGGGUGCAAUUUGAAAGGCAAAUGUUCCAUAUUGAAGGACUUUCAGAUGCUUCCUUCAAUUCUCUGUGUGACCCCAGACCUCUAAUUGACUCUCUCCCCAGGAGACAGUUCUUUCCCUCAAUCAAUCACCCCCGCUGCUCUGGGCUUGAUCCAGAAUGAGUCCUCAGUAUUAUGAAGUGUAAGGAAAGGGUGGGCUGCUACCAGUAUGACUUCUUAAUUUGUCUCUGUGUGACACUCGUCUGACAGUAGGUGUCCUUGCACUCCCAACGCAUCCCUGUACGCUUGAGCAUUAGUUCUACGACCCAAAGUGUGUGCUUUUGUAUUGCUGGUAUGUAAACAAGCAGAAAUAAAGUGUAAGGUGAGAAAGAGAGGUGUAAGUACAGUGACACCAGUGGUGUCAACUCAGAGCAGCAAUAACAGGUGGUACCACACGUUUAUCCCACGCUCUGCCUUCGAUCAGACAGUAGGCUGCCCUUUCUUGACCUUUUCAAACCACAGGACUCCUUAAAACUUCAAAAGGGACAGCAGAGCGCAAGAGAACAGAGAAGAGGAGGGGGGGAAGAGAAAACAGCAUGCAUGAAAUAAAGACAGCAGGUGACGGUCAAAAGAAAUGAGCUGAAGGAGGAUUUCCCAGCAGCUUUCAAGCCAAGACUCCCUGAAAAGAUCAAAUGUCUUUGGCUGAAAAUUAAUUUCAAACUGCCACUGAGUUGCAUUGGCCAAACAAUUUACAUUAGAAGUGUGGCGUCAGUAUUUCCUUUGCACAUUUGUCGGUCAUGGGAGAAAUAAUUAAAUGAUACUGUACUUUCAAAGGUUUGCUCCCUUACUCGAAUAUUAACAUUCAACAGCAUAAAUACACGCUGAUAAGCUGGACUACAACCCUGCAGUUAUGUUUUAAGGUCUGGGUUCAUCAGUCUCACAACGUCAACCCAAUUGAAAACUUGUGGAGGAAGUUGACUCUUAGGCCAACAAAUUUGAGUACACCCCUAAGUGAAAAUGUCCUAAUUGGGCCCAGUUAGCCAUUUUUUUCAUGUUACUUGGUCUCAAGUGUGAAUGCUGAGCAGCUGUUAAUUUUUUUGUUAUUGCUCUUCUACCCUCUCAUACUGGUCACUGAAAGUGCAAAAUGGCACCUCAUGGCAAAGAAUUCUCAGACAAGGAUAUUGAAGCCAUGUCUUGUGGUCUGAUGAGCCCAAGAUAAAUAUAUUUGGUUCAGAUGUUGUACUUAUAGCGGCUUGGUGGUGCACUGGUUAGCACGUCCGCCUCACAGUUAGAAGGGUGUGGGUUUGAUUCCACCUCGGGCCCUCCCUGUGUGGAGUUUGCAUGUUCUCCCCGGGCCCGCGUGGGUUUUCUCCGGGCACUCCGGUUUCCUCCCACAUUCCAAAAACAUGCUUGGUAGGCCGAUUGAAGACUCCAAAUUGUCCCUAGGUGUGAGUGCGAAUGUUUUUUGUCUCCGUGUGCCCUGCGAUCGGCUGGCAACCGGUUCAGGGUUUCCCCCACCUACUGCCCGAUGAUGGCUGGGAUGGGCUCCGGCACUCCCGCGACACCCGUGGGGACUAAGCGGUUCAGAAAAUGGAUGUUGUACUUACUUUUGUUGUCAGUGGUUAAGUAUUGUGUUAUUUUGAAGAGACACUAAAUUUACAAGUACAAGCUGGAAGUUCUACAAGCUGUAGACUUUACAGCUUGUACUUGUAUAGCCAAGUAAAUUUAUUGUCUCUUCAAAAUAAUAGACUGUAGACUGACUACUUUGUUGCAAAGUAUCAUUUCUUCAGUAUUAUACAGUAUAACAAAAUAUGUAUUGAUUUAAUUGAGAAAUUAUCUAUAAUGUACAUUCAUCAUGUAAGGCUUAUUUUGUUUAUUCCUGCUGGUAGGAUGUUAGUGAUUAUAAAAAGCAUGAAUGCCUCUUCCAGCAAAUAAGCUCAGAGGCCCCAAUUUAUUGUACCACGUAUAUUUACUUUUGGACAGUUUUCCUUUUCAAUCUCCAUGCCGCCACUUUCAGAUUCACAGACACCUCUCUGCAGCCUCCUCUUCUCCGAAUGUUUUUAGUGGCUGUGUUUUUGCCGUUUAAAUUACAUUUUGUGGCAUUAUAAAAUGAUGAUCAAAUGUUUGCUUUGAAUUAAAAGUUAAUGCUGAAAAAUAAGAGGCUUAUUCUGGCCAGUUAUCAACCACACAUCUUUCAUUUAACACACACACACACACACGAGCAGACUGGAUGUUACCCGAUGAGUCAAAUGUGCUCUUAUUAGACUGUCGCCUCUCCCGCCAUUCGCCAGCAUGACUGUGUGUUGAUGUUUCACGCUUGGCCUAGUACGUGCGUGUGC
Molecule: messenger RNA, 4075 nt
Organism: Syngnathus typhle (broad-nosed pipefish)
Lineage: Eukaryota; Metazoa; Chordata; Actinopteri; Syngnathiformes; Syngnathidae
Exons: 5
Coding region: 424-1641 (405 amino acids)
Source: RefSeq, a predicted model, not a curated record